Exaiptasia diaphana is the source of this 1606-nucleotide messenger RNA. Its product is annotated as egl nine homolog 1. Gene Ontology annotation, cellular component: nucleus; cytoplasm. Gene Ontology annotation, molecular function: L-ascorbic acid binding; peptidyl-proline 4-dioxygenase activity; ferrous iron binding. Gene Ontology annotation, biological process: peptidyl-proline hydroxylation to 4-hydroxy-L-proline; cellular response to hypoxia. The record is from RefSeq and is a predicted model, not a curated record. The transcript has a single exon. Lineage: Eukaryota; Metazoa; Cnidaria; Anthozoa; Actiniaria; Aiptasiidae. The coding region runs from base 127 to 1110 and encodes 327 amino acids.
GACAUAACGACACUUUCUUGUGCAUUUUGUGGAGCUGAAAAAGAAACCUUAUUCAAAUGUUCAAGAUGCAAGUACAGUUGGUAUUGCAACAGAGACUGUCAAAGAUCCGAUUGGAAAGUUCAUAAAAUGAUAUGCACAAAAGUGAAAGAAGGUCCAAACAGUUUAUCAAAUGCUUUUCAAAUUGACUCAGCCAAAAUUGCUGAUUUCGUUUGCUACGAGCUAAACAAAAACGGCUUUUGCAUACUGAACGAUUUUCUGUCUGUAACUGCAUCAGAAAGCAUACUUCAUGAGGUCAUAACGCUUGAUAACACUGGCAUUUUCAAAGAUGGCCAGUUGAGUGGCGGUUUGACUUCGUCAGAAAAUGCUGAGAAAUACAGCGAAAAGAAAAUUCGCGGCGAUAGAAUUACUUGGGUUGAGGGGAAGGAACAUAAUGUCAACAAUAUAAGAGAGAUUUAUAUGAGUAAAGUUGAUGAUUUAGUCCUGCAGUGCAACGGAACAAGCCGGAAACUUGGAGGGUACGAUAUACAAGGUCGAACUAAGGCAAUGGUAGCCUGUUACCCAGGGCAACAGACAGGUUAUAUAAAACAUGUUGACAAUCCAGAUGGCGAUGGGCGAUGUCUCACUGUUCUAUUUUAUCUGAACAAGGGGUGGACAGAAGAAAAUGGGGGUAAAUUGAGAAUUUUUAAAACAAAUCGAAAUUAUGAUGUAGAGCCACUUUUUAACCGGCUUGUACUGUUUUGGUCUGAUAUGAGAACACCACAUGAAGUUUUACCCUCAAAUUCUAUACGAUACGCUAUAACCAUGUGGUACUUUGACAAGGAGCAAAGGGAACAUGCAAAGCAACUUCAGAAACACAAGAUGAUGGGAGAGUUUGGUUUUGAGGUAAUGAUUAAAGAUUUAGAAAGCAAAAAGAAUGAAAGAGAUCAAGCCCAGAAGAAACUAGAUGAAGAAUCUGAACGACUUGUCAAAAGUAUGAUGACUGAUGAAGACCUUGAUGCCAUGUCGGAAUUGAUUAAAGGCCAUGAUGAUCCCAGAGCAAUCUUAGGAAUGUAUGGCAUUUCUCCAAGUAUUUUAGAUGCUCUGUUGCGAGUUCUAAGUAAGAGGACGUGAAUGGUUACUAGGCUAAUUCAAAUGUAUUUUUAAACAUGGGAAAGCUUAGUGGUUCCUGUUAAACCAAACAUUCAGCAGGACAAACAGGUUUUUCCAAUGCCAUGUAUCAUUUUACUUAGAUGGUGUUUCCUUUGUAUAUAAAUGAAAUCCACUCAAAAUAAUAAGAUGCAUCAGAGCUGAAAGAAAACAUGUCUUGUAAACUGAGGAAGAGCAAGCAAGAGUAUAAUGGCUGCUGAUUUUCAUCAUCUAAUGUUAAAUGGAAGACAAAUUUACAAAUUUUAGUCUAAAAUCUCUGUAUAUAUGAAUGUAAUUUGUUAACUCAAACUGAAACAAAGUUUUCAUUUUGUUUCUACUUUUGCUGUUUUUUUUUAUCUUCAAACAAAAGCCUUCUGCUUAUGUUGUAGUGUGAACAGACUUUAAGUGAACUUAAAGAAAAACAUUUUGUUUGCUGAAGAAGGGAGAAUGACGAAACGUUCAUUAAAGAGUAGAAAACCAA